Molecule: messenger RNA, 264 nt
Organism: Cordyceps fumosorosea ARSEF 2679
Lineage: Eukaryota; Fungi; Ascomycota; Sordariomycetes; Hypocreales; Cordycipitaceae
Product: Hydrophobin 2
Exons: 2
Coding region: 1-264 (87 amino acids)
Cellular component (GO): extracellular region
Source: RefSeq, a predicted model, not a curated record
AUGCAAUUUUCAAUCGUUGCCCUAUUCGUUGGCACUGCCGCUGCCAUUCCCGCUACCCUCUCCGCCAAGCUGGCAGCUCGCGAUGGCAUCUGCAGCGCCCUUCUCUACAGCAUACCUAUGUGCUGCAGCGCCGACGUCCUCAAUUGCAACCCUCCCUCGUCUGCCAACGGCCUUGAAGGCUUCAGAAAGGCCGGUGGCGCCGCCGGUGCCCUGCCACGAUGCUGCACAAUUACAACCGGAUCUUUCUUGUGCAAAGACGUCUGA